Echinococcus granulosus is the source of this 2910-nucleotide messenger RNA. RefSeq names its product DNA-binding protein RFX5. The transcript is spliced from 13 exons. Gene Ontology annotation, biological process: regulation of transcription by RNA polymerase II. The record is from RefSeq and is a predicted model, not a curated record. Bases 1 to 2910 code for a protein of 969 amino acids. Lineage: Eukaryota; Metazoa; Platyhelminthes; Cestoda; Cyclophyllidea; Taeniidae. Gene Ontology annotation, molecular function: RNA polymerase II cis-regulatory region sequence-specific DNA binding; DNA-binding transcription factor activity, RNA polymerase II-specific.
AUGGCUUUCUAUGGAAUGCAAAUGCACACUGAGCAAGAUACUCGGACUCUUUAUGGUUAUAUCCUAACUAACCUUGAGAAGACAGUCUCUCCCGAAGCACGCUCUCGAAUCGAUGCUCUCGUACGCGAAUUUGCAUCCUUCAAGGAUACAGAGAAGAUUCUCUGUGCUUUAUUGCUUCCAGCGGAACCACAUGGGACCUCCGCUCCUUCCCUUAUAGAGGAUGAUAUCGCUCCUAAUGGAUUCGAAGUUAACAGUCUUGGUGUCGGAAUCUUUGGUGGUUCGGGCUGUUCAUCGUCCCUCCAUCUGUCAAAUCAAGUUGAGCAAAGUCAGGCUUACACGUGGAUAAUGUCUCAUCUGGAGGAGGAUGCUUCAACUUGUCUUAGGAAAGAUGAAGUGUAUGAAGACUACAGGGCGUAUUGUGAGAAGCACAAUCAGAAAACCCUCAAUACGGCGGAUUUUGGGAAGGUGAUGAAACGAGCGUUUCCUAAUGUUAGACCUCGGCGACUAGGACAAAGGGGUCAGUCUAGGUACUGCUAUGGAGGUAUGCGAAAGAAGCUUGAGGUUCAGGCACCCUCCCUUCCCGAUUUGACAUUAGAGCUCUCCGCUCCACCUGCCUCCAACAACUUUCGUAGCGGUUCAUCCUCCGUCUCCUCUACCGAUGAGCAGCGUCUCUGCCAACGCGGUGAGUUGCCACUCGCCUGGCUCACCGACGAGGUGCGCACAGUCCUUGGUGUCACUGGGCCUAUUCUGGCCGACGUGGGUCGAAUCAUUCUCGACUAUGCUCGCACCGUUCUCGGCACUGAAUUCACUUCACUGCUCCACUUUGCUCAACACCUUGUCUCCGACCGAUAUGUUACCGCGCAUUCUAGACACGCCUUUGCACUCAUUGCUCACCUUGCCAACAGCUCCGCCAACCCCUCUGCCACCACAGCCUCUUCCAGUCUUUCAAACAUCCUUCUUACUCCCUCUACAGCUGCUGCUGGAGCCUUUGCUGAAGCACUUCAGAAAGGGCGUGUAAACAGCGCUGGUAGCACAGCUUCGUCGUCGCACUCUCAAACACCUCCAGUGACGACGGCAAUGGUGAACCAAAUGGGCGGUGCUGGUGGUGGCACCCUUCCCUAUCGUACCCCAGCCAUCACUGUUGCUGGUGCUGUGCCAGUGUCAGCCUAUCAAAUAUCUCCCUCAUCACAUUAUCCUUUUUCUCUAACUCAGUUUACAUCUACCUCAAGCUCAGCGCUCCAAACCUCAGCUACAAAGCCUGCGCUUCCAGUCACACCAUCGACUGACGCCUAUCCUGGCACACCAGCUUAUCUCAACCAACGACAUCAGCAGCAACCCUACGCGCAUUCCUCCACAGAUCAAAGGCGAACGAGCUUCUCCGAGAACCCUGCCUCCUACUUGACCCCAGUAACGUGUACCAGCAAUUACUGUGCUUCGACUCCAACCACACCCUAUCCCAAUCGCGGUCUGGAGGCGUCUGGUUCGUACGCCUCCUACGGCGCAGGUGGUACUUUCGUUCCUCAGACCACUGACCCGUCUAGUUCCCUCCAGACACAGCCCCCAGCUCCUCCAAUAGCCAGUGGUCGCAGUCCCUAUGCUGCUAUUCCUUACAAACAUCCGACCACCCAGUUGCCAAUCGAUGCUCCCGGAGCUCAUGAACCCACAGUCCGAGUCCACCUGGGCGGCGUAAGCCCGACGAAGCAUAUGAACUUUUUCAGUCUGUCCAGCGGAUCUCAAAGCACGGGGGGCUACGAAACGCGUUACCAACACCGUGCUACUGUUUCCUCUGCUUCCCUACCUGCCCCAGGCGCUCCUGUGCAAUCUAACACCGGCUACUAUCCUAGUCGCUACAGCAGUUUUAAUGUCAUGAGUCCAGCAACUCCUGGUCAGGCAUCGCCUAGGUUACCUUCGACUUCGAUGGGUGGUGAGACCGCUCCUUCAGGCCGGUCUUCGUGGCAGACUCUGAAGCGACCAAAUGUGGUGCGGCCAACCUCAUCUUUCGAAACUGACGGAGGUGAUGCAGAUCCCUUCGACUAUGAUAACCUCCCCCGUCUUGGCUCUUCACCCUGCCCGCCGGAAAUUCCACCCAGCUCUCCUACUGAAUUCCUCUCCUUCUACUCCGCUGGGAAUGCAGCUCGGCGAAAGGAAACUCAGGACACGACGGAAGAUCUUGAUCGUACUCUAACUAACCUCUCACCCGACACCAGCGUGAACGUGGCAAACAAAGGUGAAUCCAGCCAACCCCUUCAUGUUCACAUCAGCCAAGAUUAUGGGAAUGAGGCUGAGGUGGUGCGAAAGCGCGAAGCACUGCACGAUGCACUAUUGACUCCGUCCGGUGAAUCGUCGAGCGUGAAAACUUCUCCACCGGUUACCCCUCGGGCGAGAUAUGGCCGACCUCACUCGGGUGGCAAUGCGCUCGAUCCUUCUUCAUCCUCCACCAAUCCUCCCGCUCAAAAACGGCCCACUCCCCCCCCUGAUAGCAAUGCGGGGAGGAUAUACGUGGAGAUGACAGCAGCCGGUCAGUCAUAUUCACUCAGAGCCCAAAAUCGUCAAUGGCGCAUUGAGAUUCCCGAGUACAACUACCGUGAGAGUGGCCUGAAGUCGCAUUACUUUCAGUUUGGCUAUUAUAUACCCUCAGAGAGGCGAUGGCAGACCUACCAGCGACAUCGCUCCCUACCACCGUGCACUCUCCGUGAUGCCAUCGACAUUCAACGUGAAAACAACUAUAUCAGUCUCAAUCAUAAUCAAGACAAGUGCAGGAGUCAUGUGCCUUCCGUCAAGUGGAACAGUCACAAAUGCAUCCCACAGGAGCCCUGCGUUGUCCACCAUUUUGCCAGAUGCUACAGUCCCAGUCGAGUCUAUCCAUGCGGCUACUUCGAGGCAAGCACUCGACUCCUUCAAUCGUCGUGA